AUGAUAUGUAAAAAACUGAGGCCAUCAAAUUACUUCUUUCAAGAAGGUUUUGUACCGAUCAUGACGAUUGCUGAUUCGGGUGCCCUAAUGGAUAACGAAUCACUAUGCUUGCCGUGCACUCGAGAGGAAGAGCGAAGGAUUGUUAAGGAGUUAACAGAUGAGGCCGAGUUAUGUUUGAAAGAGGGCAACUUAUAUUAUGUCGUCUCCAACAGGAAUGGCAGGAAUAACGAGUUGAAGACAUGAUAGGAAUAACUUGAAGAAUGAAUAAAAGAUUGAUCACACUUACAAUUUAAGUAUGUUGUUAUUUUUUAAGAUUUUUUUUUCAUUUUUGUUGAUAUUCUUUUAGAAUAUGUAUAAUUAUAUUAAAAUGUAUAAGACUAUUAGUCUGUUAGAAUAUGUAAGAAUUUGAAUUUAACCGGGGAUUCAAGAAUUAUGUUAUUCUUCAAUAAUAUUCUAAUAGAAUAAAAUUCUGAAAGAACAUCAUUCUAACAAAAAA
Messenger RNA from Lactuca virosa, 496 nucleotides. The record is from the annotation of a GenBank genome assembly. Lineage: Eukaryota; Viridiplantae; Streptophyta; Magnoliopsida; Asterales; Asteraceae.